Molecule: messenger RNA, 1147 nt
Organism: Serpula lacrymans var. lacrymans S7.9
Lineage: Eukaryota; Fungi; Basidiomycota; Agaricomycetes; Boletales; Serpulaceae
Exons: 2
Source: RefSeq, a predicted model, not a curated record
GACUUUCAUGUUUGUAGGCAAGGAAGAUGGAUGGCUCUAUGCCCACCAUGUCGUCCGACCUGGGAGCCCAUAAUAUCGUCCCAGGAAGCACGUCCAGUGCACCUCAGCAACACAUGCCGUCUACGAAUCACAAUUCCACCCCCAAUAUACUUCAAACUGCUGUUGGUCCAGACACGCCACCCGUCAAACGUAGACCUGGGCGUCCCAAAGGGAGCGGCAAAAAACCACCGCUUGACAACGUUGAUCAUUUACCCGACAAAGUAAAACGACCUGUUGGUCGACCCAGGAAAGACGGUUUGCCUGCUGGCUCUGUUGGCCCACGGCGUUCGAACAGGCCACGCAAGAGCCCAGGCAAAGUCAAUCCACCGACUAGUGUCAGUGCUUCGCAGCCUCCGGCAACUCCUGGUCCCGUUCCUUUCCCAGGGGCAUAUUACCCUCAGCAUCCUGGAAUUCCUUCGCAUUGGCAGGCAGGUUUUCCAGUUGGUCCAAUGCAGCCAUCCGUCUCUGCUCCUGCGAUGGGAACGAUGUCAAACGGCAGUGCUCAUCUUGCAUCAUCUGCCCAGCCAAUGUACAAUAUCGAUCCUAGCCUGAAUCGAGAUGAAUGGGCAGAGCUUUUGCGAACUAAACCAAACAUCUUCAUGCAAACUCUGCUUUCAGCGCUAUCCGCCCCAAACCCAAUUUCUACUGCUGGUCCCACAGUCGAAGAAGCUUUCAAGUCUCAUCUUGUCUCCUUGGCUCCCACUGCCACCCAAAAUAAGGAAGCCCAUUCUAUUCCUUCCCUUUAUUCGAUCCUCAAAACAUUCUGGCUACCCUCCUCUCCGUCUUAUUUUUCUCUAACCGCUUCGGCUUCCACAGCUCGCACACCCUCAGAACAUCGGUUCUUAUAUUGGGACCCACAGCCUUUGGUCUUUAACGGUAUUGCUUGUCCCAGUUGUUCUACUCCCUUGGUCAAUCGCGGUCGCAUUCGAUCUGGCCCCAUCAAAGUAUACGAUCUCGAAAAACCAUUCUUUAUUAUUGGCUGCGAGUAUGCUUGCAAGAGCUCUAUGUGCAACGCGAAUACCAAUGCUGAAGGUCGGAGAUUUGCAAGCACAGAUGCCUCGAUCUUACGAGCUCUCCCUGUGAGAUUGAAAGACGAGUUCCCAGCACA